CAUCUGAGUGAGUUAAAACUCCCCCUUGAUCUCCAUCGUAUACUAUAGACAUCAAAGGAUGUCGGGUCAGUGUAAGAAUCUCGUCCGUAUUUCAUUGAUCGCGAUGACCAUUGUAAAUUCUGUGACCGCCGAGUCAUGUCAACAGCUGAGUCCCUGUUCUUGUAAGAUGUCCGACGGUUUCGUGGUGGAUCUCUCUUCUAUAUCCAACACGGAUCAGACACCAUAUUUUCAGGAUGUGCUAAGACAAGGUUCCAAUAAUGAGCUGUAUUCCUUCAAUGCUUGUAGUGGAUUUACAGAGGGAACAGGGUCAUGUAGUAAUGUAGCGUUAUGUAUGGUAUCCAUCAGUGGGCCGAUAGAGCAAUAUAAAUCUCUGGGAUCUCAGACAUCAGCCUCGUUUUCGGUUAACGGUGACGUCAUUGACCUACAUUAUGAUGACGGUGACAGUGGGGCGAUCUCCGUGGUACACCUGUCCUGUGACGAGGGCACUCUAGGAACCAUGGACCCCAAAGGCAGUGCCGGGGGACCAUACGAGAUAAAUAUUUCAACCAAACUAGUUUGCAGAAACAACAGUUCCAAAAUAUCUGCAGGAUCAAUAAUUCUCAUUGGAUUUGCGUCCAUUGUGUUCUUCUACAUUGUGUUGGGUGUAGUUAUACAGAAAGUAGUACGGAAGCAGAGCGGUGUUCACUUGAUACCUAACUACGAACUCUGGAGCUCAGUACCGGGAAAUAUCAAGGUCGGCAUAAUGUACACAGUGAAAUGCGGAAAAACUGGACACCAUUUUGAUAAAAUAUGAACAAUGAACAAUGAAAGUAUGAUUCGAAAUAUUUAUCAUGCUUGUAUAUCAUUUCAAAUAUAUGUUAUAUAUAAGGAGAGAAAUGGCAAACAAAGCACAAUCUUAUUUUGAUUAGACUAUAGUAUAGUAUAGAGGAGCGGUUUAACAAGUCUAAUUUUAAUUAAUAACGUAGCAUAGUUACAGCCUUGAAAACCAUGAUACGUUAAAUUCAUAUAGGAGACAUUGACCCAUCAUCAAAAUAUAUGUAUUCGGAGACGGUGAUAUAUUAAAAUUCUAUUUCAAACAUCGUACGUAAAUAUGAUAGACAAAGUUAAACCUUUUGAAUGUACAUUACAUACCUGUCCGUAUUGUAUUACAUUGCUGCAUCAUGCUAUUUCAUACAUUAAGACAACAAAGUGAAAAUAAUUAAUGCUUUUCUCAUUUGAAGAUUUUGUUUAUGUGAUGUACAUGUAGAUUUGUAAAAACAUAAUACGUGUUUUAUGUCUAGUAAUGUUUUCCUUCUGGUUAGAGUGGUGAGAGAAAAAUUCAAUGAGAAAUAAAUACAUUGAAAGAUACAAA
This is a messenger RNA of Magallana angulata, 1351 nucleotides long. RefSeq lists its product as uncharacterized. Lineage: Eukaryota; Metazoa; Mollusca; Bivalvia; Ostreida; Ostreidae. The transcript has 7 exons. Gene Ontology annotation, cellular component: trans-Golgi network. The record is from RefSeq and is a predicted model, not a curated record. Bases 59 to 793 code for a protein of 244 amino acids.